AUAUAGAUAAUCGCAGUAAAUCUCUCCAUCUAAAGAAAUAAAAUCGAGUCCGCUCAAAAUAAAACGUGACUAGACAGGAAGUGGCAGGAAGCAAGAAACCAAGAAGAAAAGAUGGAGUUCCUUAUUUCUAGAACGAACUAUCAUAUCUAUUAAUCUGAUGUUAUCUGAUUAUCUGAUGAUUCUUUCUCACAAGAAAUCAAAUACCGUUUCAAGUUCGUAAUGAUUUAGUAAGAUCAAAAUUUUUCUUUGCCUUGAAAAAAAAUCGUGGCAGCUGUUGAGUUCUUUAGAGCUAACAGAAAUAGGAGGAUCGAGGAGAACCAAAGUCAGUUGCAGUUUGCAGCGUACGUGUCGCUGCUAUGGAUUCUCAUCACGAGAGAGAAUAUAUGAUGAAAUUGAGAAUUUGCAUCGCGUAAUCUAAACUGGAAUUCGCAGAACUUCAUUGACGUUAAACAUCAGUUAUGCGUUGGUCAUAAGAAAAAGUUCAAUUCUGGUCAUGGAUGACUCAAUUGUUGAAAGAAGAUUUCACCGAAGCACAGAAAAUGGCUCAUUUUCGGGAAUCAUCGAAAAAGGAAACCCUUCGUGGCCCAAGGCUGUAGCGGAUCGUGACAUUUUAUUAAUAGAUGUUCUGUGCUAACAUCAAUUUUAAUCGCAACCUUGAAACGGUGGGAACAGCGGUUAUUGAUUCCGGUCAAAGCUUAGUUCACACGCUGGAAAUUCGCGCAUUACACACCUGCCAAUAAAAUUCGUGAAAAAAGAUAUUUUGAGAAAAGUCCAAAUGAACUUUAUAUUUCAUAAAAAGUAUAUGGGAAUGAUUAGUUAUUUAAAAUGAUAAUAAUAAAUGUUGGUUUUUGGAAAAAAAUAGAUUCGAAAUAUGUACGACUGAUGGAAUAGAAUUUGAAAUAUUUUUAAAACGUAAAAUUUCAAUAACUUAUCUUGGAGUUCGAUUCUUGCGAUAUUUUAGGAAUAGUCAAAAACCAAUAUUUGCGUAAUAUAUAUUUGUGGGCUAGUUAUGAGGUUAUUUUAAGUUUUCUUAUCGAAACCGCCAUGCUCUUAUCUUAGAUUGGACACGUAUCGUUUUAUUGAAUUCAAAGUGAGCUACGGUUUAGAGCUGUUCUACGUGUAAUAAGCUCUUGUCGUGUCAUAAGACACUUAAUAAAGAAUUAUAGUCAAAUGUUGUAAUUCUCUAUCGAAGUAAAAGGUUCGAAUGUUCACUGGCCAUAAAUGUUGUAGCGUGAGUGUUAAAUGUUUAAUAAAUUGUCUAACCUCUUAUUCCCGACUGGUACGGCAACAACGAGUUAUGAAAUUGACAAGAAUCCAGAAGAGCUGAAUUUCCAAAGGAUUGACUGAUAUGUCCACUCUCAAGAUGAAUACUCAACGAUGGUCAUUUUAUUUAUUUACAUUGCUUAUUUUAUUCCUUGGUUCGUGUCUACCAUCAGCAGACUGUCUGGAAGUUAUUUAUGCUAUAAAUGCUGGUGGUGAGGCGCAUACAGAUAGUUAUGGUAUGCAGUACAUGAAAGAUCCUUUAUUUGGCAAAGUUGGAACUGCAUCGGACUAUGGGAAGCAACUUAUUAUUGGUCGGGUCAAUGCUGUGGAUCAGAUUUUGUAUCAGACCGAACGUUAUCACCAUAGUACAUUUGGUUAUGAUAUACCAAUAAGUGAGGAUGGCCAGUACGUGAUGAUACUAAAAUUCUGUGAAGUUUAUUUUAACUCACCGAAUAUGAAGGUAUUCGAUGUUGUACUUAAUGGAGAUCAUACCGUAGUCACGGAUUUGGAUAUCUUUGAAAAAGUUGGUCGUGGAAUAGCACACGAUGAGUACAUUCCAUUUCAAGUACAAAAAGGAAAACUAAUAUACAACGACGAAGAGUCUGAUAUACUCGGCGGUAAAAUAAGAGUAGAAUUUAUAAAGGGGUAUCGGGAUAAUCCAAAAGUAAAUGCCAUUGCUGUAGUGAAAGGAAAGAUCGAAGAUGUUCCACAGUUGGGGCCAAUACCUCAGGAACCAGAAGAGUAUCACAGUAUGCAGGAGGAUGAGGAGGAAACAACUGUCCGUAGCAGGCAUACCAGUGGCCCACGAACACCAGAUCCAUAUUCCAUUGAUGACUCUUCGGUGAUGUUACCAGUUUUUGUAGCUAUCGCAGCUUUCAUACCAUUACUAUUUUGUCUGUGUAAGCUAUAGCCUAAGCCAAUCACAGAAAAGCUAUCAAUACAAACUACCAGACGUACUUAAUAUCAUGUACAAUUUACCUGCCGUCUACACUGAGUUAAAUUCAUUCGACAAUUCAGAUUGUGACCCGUCUAAUUUAUUAAGAAUAGAGUAGAAGCUUAUUAAAUUAUUAAAGAUAGCUAAUAACGUUAUAGCUUAUUUAUUAUUUCAUGAUUAUUAGAUGCAUACAUUGUACACAAGACUCAGAUUCAAUGUAAUUCAUAAAAAGCGAGUCAAGUUUUAAUUACAUGAGAACACGUAAUUUAGUUUCAGACUUGUAUCCCAAUUUGUGAUAUAAUCUGCGAAUGAUUUUUAUUUUUUCUAUUAUUACUUCAAUUAUAAUGUUGAAGUUUCCGCAGUUGUAUUAUUCAUAUGGUUACACGUGACUUCAGGAUUGGGAGCUAUGUCUAGAAAUUUUAACACCUUGCUCACCAGUCACUGCUGUGCUGUGGCCGAACGACUCGAAAGCCCUAGCACACACGGAACAGUGUUGGUUCGAAAGCGCCGGUCAGCAAGAUGUUAACUUAUCAAGGUUCUGCAAACAUUGCAGUCUGCUUCACCAGGGCUUGAAAGGCACUCCGAUAUUAGUUAAAUUUUCUCUUUUUUAAUAUUGGGAAUGGUAUUCUAGUGGGAAAUAGAAAUCUCGGUAUUUGCAAUGAACAUUUGUAUUUGAGUGUAGCGACUGACUGCAUUAAAAAAGAAGUUCGUUAUGACACUUCUACGAAUGCCAAAGGUAUUCAUGUACUUAAAAAUCGUCGUAAAUAAAGCUGUUGUUAUUGUAA
Molecule: messenger RNA, 2982 nt
Organism: Cephus cinctus (wheat stem sawfly)
Lineage: Eukaryota; Metazoa; Arthropoda; Insecta; Hymenoptera; Cephidae
Product: malectin-A
Exons: 6
Coding region: 1349-2173 (274 amino acids)
Cellular component (GO): membrane
Molecular function (GO): carbohydrate binding
Source: RefSeq, a predicted model, not a curated record